Messenger RNA from Nematostella vectensis (starlet sea anemone), 1202 nucleotides. RefSeq lists its product as uncharacterized. The transcript has 5 exons. The record is from RefSeq and is a predicted model, not a curated record. Lineage: Eukaryota; Metazoa; Cnidaria; Anthozoa; Actiniaria; Edwardsiidae. Bases 85 to 813 code for a protein of 242 amino acids.
AGACACCUUGUUGUUGUGCCCUGGGCAUUUGAAUCGGAAAAGCUCUGCUAAAUUUUAAAGUCCACGUACUAUCCUAAGCUGAACAUGGCGUUUCGUAUAAGAGCGUGUAUUUGGUGUGUGGUUAUUUGUGCUGCAGUGAUAGUGACAGCGCAGGACUUGGACUCAGAUAUCGCCUUGUCAAAGAGGGGAGACAGCUGCUCAACCAACCAGCAGGUCCAACAAGUUAUCACCCUUCAAAACGACGUCUUGAAAGUGCUGAAACGCGUGUUCAAUUUGCAAGACCUACGCCCUCAGCCAACAAGAUGGCAAAUCGUGACAAGAAACGACAUACAACGCAUAACCCGUAAUGGCGUUACAGUCACGGAAUCCACAGAUGGACGCGGGGGAGUGGUGGUGAGUGGACAAGUUACAAUGGAUGGGUCUGGCUGUGGUAAUCCUGACUCCGCCUUACAAAUCCUCAUACGCGGGGAAUGGACACAAAUUCGUUACACGCAAGAAUUCUAUGGUGCGGCGUCAUGCUGGUCAAUCUUUGGUCGUGGCAGCAACCUUGAGGUUUUUGACGAGACGAAGGGAGACGCAAUAUUUGACCAGCUCCACAUGAACAACAAAAACAACAAUACCGCGUUUGAUGGAAAAGAUCAACGUUGUGACAACGACGCUGACAAUUUCUGGCACACACAAAACGGCCAGGGCCUGAGGCGAGCUACCGUCAUGCUUCGCAGGAACACGGCCAAAGAGCUUGCUGGGAUAGUUACCACAACGGGCUGCGGUACACCGCGUUACGUCAUCAAGAACAUCUACGUGCUGCAAUAAUUAGUACAAUCAAAACAUUGUAUGCACAUAUUAGCGAUAAUGGUUAAGAUAAAAUAAAAAUAUCAAGAAAAUUGUCAUUUUUGCCAAAAGCGGGCACUUCCAUAUAAGGAGACUAAUAUAUUCCUAAUUUGAAAAAACUGAAUGAUUUUUGUCAUUUUUAAGGUUGCCGUAUCGCAGGGCCUUCGUAAACUUUAAGAUUUGUAAUCAGAAGAGAAAAACAGUGACUGUAUCCAUCUUUAGUCAAUGGAGAAAUCUCGGAUAAGAAACUGAGAUUCCUCGAUACCAGACCCCCAAAACGACAAAGUUUUCUUUAUACAUAAGUAAACUACAUUAACUGAUAAAAGCAUGUAGAGCAGGGGGAAAAUAAGAAAUAAAGGACUUGUAAGGUG